Stegodyphus dumicola is the source of this 474-nucleotide messenger RNA. RefSeq names its product golgi SNAP receptor complex member Gos28 (gene Gos28). NCBI's taxonomy places the organism in Eukaryota, Metazoa, Arthropoda, Arachnida, Araneae, Eresidae. Gene Ontology annotation, cellular component: SNARE complex; cis-Golgi network; Golgi medial cisterna. Gene Ontology annotation, molecular function: SNAP receptor activity. Gene Ontology annotation, biological process: inter-Golgi cisterna vesicle-mediated transport; endoplasmic reticulum to Golgi vesicle-mediated transport; vesicle fusion. The record is from RefSeq and is a predicted model, not a curated record.
AGUUUAAUACUGUAUUAUGUUUAGUGAGUAUUUGUUUUUAAGCAUUUCAUGAAUGUGUAUUAUCUGCAAGCUGCUAAACAUAAUUUUGGAUUUUGCAGCUCUGAGAAACUUGUUGAUGAUCAAAUAAGUAUUGCUGUCAAGACAAAAGAAGAACUUAUUAACCAGAGAAUUGCCAUGAAAGCAAUCCAGACUAAAAUGACAACAUUAGUUAAUCGUUUUCCUGUUAUUAACAGUAUAAUCCAAAGGAUCAAUCUUAGGAAAAGAAGGGACUCUAUUAUUUUGGCAAUAGUCAUCAGUAUUUGCUUGAUUUUGUUCCUUAUAUACACAUUUCAUUGAUUGAAAUAUCAGUACUGAGUUUUUGAAACUAAUCAUUUAUUUAUCUUAAUAUGUGACAUAAAUUUAUAUGUGUUUCUAUCAUUAUUUUAUUGUCUGAUUUUGUGUAUAAAAAUUAAUAAAAUUGUAACAUUUCUAUUU